GGUAACCGGAAGUUGAUUUUUGAAACAAAAACAAAGGAGCCUCCAAAGAUACAAAUUCGUUUCUGAAGAAACCAUGUAAUAUUAUUUGAUCCAAACGACUGAAGUAUAGAUAAGCUGCAAUGGUUAUCCAGUCAUCUUCCCAGCUAAGAAGAGAAGGUGAAACUAAAGUGACUUAUAUUGCUACAGAACAUGGGAACCAGAUACUUACAGGGCUACAGUCUUUAAGGAAGAAAAGACAACUGUUUGAUGUAACCUUAGUUGCUGAAGGUCAAAAGUUUAAAGCUCACAGAGUUGUAUUGGCCUCUUGUUGUGAUUAUUUCAGAGCCAUGUUUACUGAUGGAUUGAAAGAAACAACACAAGAUAUUAUUAGUAUGAAUGGUGUCACAGCUAAAGGAAUCAAAAGUAUAAUAGAGUUUGCCUACUCAUCUUCCAUGGAACUAGAUAGAGAUAAUGUUGAAGACAUAUUGCUUGCAGCCAAUCAUAUACAGUUAUCACCUGUUAUAGCAGCCUGUACAAAGUUCUUAGAAUCUCACCUGUCUGUUGACAACUGUUUUGAAAUGUUUAAUCUUGCCGACCUUUUAUCUUUAAAAGAAUUGAAAAAUAUAGUUGCCAGAUUCAUGUGUUCACAUCUUGAUCACUUCUUAUUUGACCGAAUACCAAAACUUACAUUUCAUACUCUCCGUCAUAUACUUGACUGUGAUUUUCCUGUAAAUUGCUCAGAAAUGGACAUUUUGUCAGGCAUAUUGGACUGGCUAUAUUUCAAGUUUGACGAGAGAAAGAAUUUGGCCUGUCAACUAUUUUCUCGUUUAAGAUUCAGUGAACUAACUUUAUUAGACAUAGAUACAAUUAGUAAUAAAAAGCAAUUACUACAACUAUUUGAGAAACAGCCAGAAGUUGAAAAAUUGUUCAGAUCAACUGUUCUGACUUCUGUCUAUAAACAGUCUGGUCUUUUGAAUAAUAGAGGUUUUGAAGAAGUAUUAGUUUGUGUAGGUGGGUUCAGCCAUGACAGAGGUAUGACAAACGAUCUACGUUAUUUGAACACUGAAUCAAAUUCAUGGGACAUAUUAACAAAGAUACCUCAUGUAGAACAGUGUGACUUUGGCUUGACAGUCCUAAAUAAUGACCUUUACCUUGUUGGAGGAUGCUACAAUGACCUCAUGCAGGAGAUAAUUCAUCAGUAUUGCUUCAAAUAUAGUCCCCAUGACAAUUGUUGGCAGAGUAUUGCCCCCCUACCGAGUGAGCGAUGUCGCUUGUUUGUAGGUGCUGUUGAAGAGAAGCUGUAUGCAAUAGGAGGCAGGUUUGGCUCAGAUGACUUUGUACAAGACUCUGAAACUCCAUGUGAGUGCUAUGAUCCAGAAGAAGAUCGAUGGGAUCCUAUAUCACCAAUUCCAAACAACAGAUCAGAGCAUGCAGGGGUAUCCCACAGAGGUCAUCUGUACAUAUCAGGGGGCAUUCAUGAUGACCAUGCUCUUUCAGAUUUCUAUGUUUACUAUCCAGAAUUUGAUUAUUGGUCAGAACAUACUCCAAUGCAAUCAAGACGAGCUGACCAUUCAAUGUUUGUUUACAACAAUCAGAUACAUGUGAUUGGAGGUUGGCAUGAGACCAAUGCCGAUGAUAGAGUCUUAGUUAAUAGCAUUGAUUGUUACAACAUCAGCACCAGUCAAUGGGAGACAAUAGGGUCAGUUCCAAAUCCACGACUUUAUGCAUCAUACACAUGUUUUAACAACAAAGUUUAUAUGAUUGGUGGCUGGAUUGACGGAGAUUAUCAGAGAAAGGCGGAAACUGUCCUUGUUCUUGACCUGAAAACCAUGACAUGGUCAGAAAAUCUUACUCCUAAUAUUGAAGCAUGGGAACAUAAUAGCUGUAGUGUUUACAUUCCUAAAUCAUCUCUUACAGAGAGAGUUCUGUAACUAACUGAAAUCAUGAAUAGUCAUUUUUAUUCUGGUUUAAAUAAUGAAAAUUAUAAAAACAAGACCACAUGUUUCUGGUUUAAGUGACAUACAAUGGUUUGGUGAUAAAUUAAGAAAGAAGAAAUUCCAAAUGUUAGUACAAAGUGGUGUAGUUUUGUUUGUUUUAUGAUACUGUAAACUGAUUUAUAUUUUGAGAACCGAUUUUGAAACAAUUUAUUUCUGUGAUUUUCUAUCGUAGCAAUAUUUGUGCUCUUUUCCAUUGCAUUUAAGUAUACUUUAUUAUGCAUUGUGUCUGUGGAUAAAUUUAAUUUGUACAGAUUUUCAUGGCUAUUUGAUUUGUGUUUAGCAAAAGUUUGUAUUCAAUUCUAUAGAAAAUCUAUUAAUAGUUGAACAUUUUAAUUCCUGGUUUCCAUAUUCCCAUGAUAUCAACACAAAUUGGUAACCAACAAAUAAUAAUGAACCCACAAUAUUUUAUUUAUUUCAAUUUUAUGAUUUUUGUUCGACUUCAACAACCAAAGAAACCAGAUCUAAAAUUCAGGUAAAAGGAAGAAGGGAAAAAAAAGUUUGUCAAUUAUGCAUAAAAUUUCACCAUACCAAUUUCUUUGAAUGAAAUUUAACAAUUGAAUUAUCUGGUAUAAGUAUUAUCCAAUAACAGUACUGAAUUUUGUCAAACAAUCGCCUUGGCUAAUUCUUCCAACUUUCUGCUUGCUUUGUUAAUGCAUUUAAGUAUCGCCACUGAAUGUUAUUUAUUCAAACAUCAGUCUAAAAUGAAACUAUAAUGAUCAUGAAUCAUUGAAGAAGGGAAAUUGUUACUUGUACAUGUUCAGGGUACAUCAGGAGGCAUUCCAUAUUUUUACAAUUGCAUUUUGUGUUAUUUAUUUGUGAGUCUGUCUAACAUUCAUGUUUUUAACUACAUGUAAUUGUUUGUUGAUUAUUUAUUUAAUUAUUAUUUAUUAUUUAGUCAUUUUUUUACCUCAAAACUGGUGUUUUUCACAAAAUGCCAUAUGUAUUACAGGCAUAGUGUUUGAAUUAAAAGAACCACUACAUAUGUUCCUGAUAAAUAUUCAGUAAUCUUCCUCAUUAGGCAUUGUAAGAUGACCUUAUAUCUUCACAAUUUAAAUUUUAG
Messenger RNA from Mytilus californianus (California mussel), 3036 nucleotides. RefSeq names its product kelch-like protein 26. The record is from RefSeq and is a predicted model, not a curated record. Gene Ontology annotation, molecular function: protein binding. The coding region runs from base 120 to 1910 and encodes 596 amino acids. The transcript has 4 exons. Lineage: Eukaryota; Metazoa; Mollusca; Bivalvia; Mytilida; Mytilidae.